UAAAGCAGAGCUCAUCUGUGCAAUCAGUGCAUCCUCAGAAACACACAUCAUGAUGCGAGAAUCUCCAUCAGUCUGUGAAGAAAUGUGGGUCUCCUGCGCGUGGAUACCCUUCCAGACCUCAUAGUUCUUCUGCGCAUCCUGUGAGUCUAUAAAGUGAUGCAAGCCCUCCAUAGACCGGUGCUGGUCCGAGCACCCGAGACCGAGCUGUUGCUGGAGAGGAUGGCGGAGUACCUGAACCAGAGCUCCGUUAAUGGAUCUGGAUCCGAUUCGACCCGCUUCAGCAACCUCGAGGACAUCGACUUGGCCGCGGACGGGACCCUGGAGCUGCGCGUCAUGAUAUCGAUCGUGUACUCGGUGGUGUGCGCGGUGGGUCUGGUGGGGAACCUGCUGGUGUUUUUCCUUAUAAAGGUCCGGCAGAGAAGAAAAAAGUCCACAAUUAACUUUUUCAUACUAAAUCUCGCCGUCACGGACUUUCAAUUCGUGCUAACGCUUCCGUUUUGGGCUGUGGAAAACGCGAUGGACUUUAGCUGGCCGUUUGGACACGCCAUGUGUAAGAUUGUCCUCACGGUGACCGUGAUGAACAUGUACGCGAGCGUUUUCUUCCUCACCGCGAUGAGUGUGACGCGUUACUGGUCCGUGGCUUCAGCGCUCAAGGAUCGAACCCGCAACAAAACGUGCUCGGUGAAGCUGGUCAGCGCGCUUUUGUGGGUCCUCGCCACGGUGGCCACGGCACCCACGGCCAUAUUCUCCACCGUGUCCAAGAUUAACGGCGUCAAACUGUGCCUGCUGAGGUUCCCAGAUGGACAGCACUGGCUCGCGCUCUAUCACCUCCAGAAAAUACUAGUUGCAUUUGUGUUUCCGAUGCUCAUCAUCACUGUGUGUUAUUUGCUCCUUUUGCGCCUCAUUCGCCUCAGGAGUAUGAACAACAAUCUCCCGAAACGCAGAUCUAGAGUCACCAAAUCCGUCACUAUUGUGGUCUUAUCAUUCUUCAUUUGCUGGAUUCCAAACCACGCCAUCACCUUCUGGGGCGUCCUGGUGAAGUUCAAUGUGGUGAACUGGGAUAAAGUCUACUACAUGCUCCACACAUACGUGUUCCCGGUGACCGUCUGCCUGGCGAACGUCAACAGCUGUCUGAAUCCGGUGUUGUAUUGCCUGAUGCGGAGGGAGUUCAGGAAAAUGUUGAAGGAUUUUUUCUGGCGAAUAUCCUCGCCGGCCAUCGCCAACGGCUGUCAGGUCCGUCCGUUUUCCGGUACCGUGAAAGAACAUGAUGACAGCCAGGCGGCGAUUCCGUUGAAUGUAAUGGAGACUGAGCAGUUCAGACUGUCGGUGGUGAACGGGCCAUGCGACGCGUUACCGUCCACAGACUGCGCCGUUAAAAGGUAGAUGCGUAAAAGCGCAAAGCUGUGCGUAAAAGCGCACUGCUCACUUACAGCUACUGGUGAAGAAGGGAAUUUUGAGUCCCCUGCAAUCUUUAAGGAUGUUGUUCAACCUUAAAACUGUUUAUUAUUAUUAUUAUCAUCAUCAUCAUUAUUAUAUGAAGUUGUGUAAUGUGCAAGGUGUCAAAUUACGCGCAGAAUAAGAUGUUAGACUAUCGCAACCAUGUGUCUGCCUAAAGCAACAGUUCAAAACCGUGUGUUUCUGUCCACAUAAGCUAUUUCUGAACUUAAAAAAGUGACUUUUAUUCGGUGUAAACGUGCGCAUUGAUGUAUAGAAUAUCUAAAUAAAAUACUGAGCUGAAACGUUAUUGCAAUUUUACACCUUUCAUUUGUUUUGAGUAUAAUGUUGCAUACGAAAUAUGCCCUAUAUAUAUAUAUAUAUAUAUAUAUAUAUAUAUAUAUAUAUCUAAAUAAAUAAAUAAAUAAAUAUAUUAAAAAUAUUGAAUUGCAAAGGUUUAUAUAUAUAUAUAUAUAUAUAUAUAUAUAUAUAUAUAUAUAUAAUUGAUAGAUUCAUUAUGUAUUAACCAGAAAGCAGUAAAUAUAAUUUGAUAAAAUAUUAUAUUAUAAAGUAUUUCAACUAUUAUAGAUUAUAAUAUAUACUAUAUAUAUAUCGAUUGUUUUAAAUUAAUAAUUUAAUAUAAUGUAAUAAUAAUUUUUUUAAUAUAUUUAUUACAUUAUACAUUAAAUUGUAAAAUGUACAGUGUAUAAAUUACAUAAAUUCUAUAAAUAUUAUAUAAAUUACAUAUAUAUUUUUUUUUACUUAAAAUACAAUAAACAACUGAUUUCAAACCUCAUUUUUAUUUUUUGGAGUAAAAUAUUGUUGCAUUUGAAAAAGAGAGGAAAAAAAAAAAAGACCUGCCCCAUGAUUAUAAUUUCACCGAUGGGCAUGAUGAAUAAACCAGUUUAUUUAUAUGUAAUUUGAUCAAAUAUGCAAAUUAAGAAAUAACUUGUUCUUGUUCUCAUUUUGCCAAUAAUUCAUUUUGAAGUAAAAAAAAAAAGAAAAAAGAUUUAAAUAACUUCAUUGAUGAACAUACUUGUAAAUGAACUAGAUCUUAAUGGAGUCACUUUAAACGGGGGGAGGAAAAAAAAUAAAAUAAAUAUAUCUGUUUCUGACCUCCUUUUAUUGCCUGGAAACUUUGCAAAUGAUUAAAAUGUAUUGUUCAUUUGAAGUGUAAUAAAGCUGCAAUGACCAAUGCUCUGAAAGGAAAUGAAUGUGAACAGUGUUACUAUGUUGUCCAUUUGAAGGGCAUAAUAAAAGUGCAGUCUUAUCAUAGCAGUGUUUGUUUUGCUCAUAAACACAAUUACAAAGGGCUUGAACUUUUACUGGCAUUCCAUCUAAUUAACAUUAAACUGGACUAAAUCUAACGUUAUAUCUCUCUUCAGCUUUACUUUAGUUUAUUAUCUGAAUGUAGACACACAAAUCCAUGCAAACAAUAACAUGACAACAGGGGAAUUUACGAGCUUUAUGAUUCAAAGAUGGC
Molecule: messenger RNA, 2917 nt
Organism: Myxocyprinus asiaticus (Chinese sucker)
Lineage: Eukaryota; Metazoa; Chordata; Actinopteri; Cypriniformes; Catostomidae
Gene: rxfp3.3b
Product: relaxin family peptide receptor 3.3b
Exons: 1
Coding region: 157-1383 (408 amino acids)
Biological process (GO): G protein-coupled receptor signaling pathway; immune response
Cellular component (GO): membrane
Molecular function (GO): G protein-coupled receptor activity
Source: RefSeq, a predicted model, not a curated record